AUGCUUUUACGUCACGUGCAGAUAAGACAAAAGAAAAAAGUGCUCUUGACGGCUGGAAUUUUGUUGUGUGUAUGUUUCAUGCUUUUACGUUACCACGUGUCUAAUGGACCCAUUUCCCAACACUGGAAGACAUUUACUAAAUCGAGCAUUCACAGAGUGGGCGCCAUUUUCCCCAAAGAUUCACCCGUUCCAGCUACAGUCUCCUCGUCUUACGUCAUAGAAAACGCGGGAAUAUGCUCUUCACUUCUGACCUUGACAUAUGUCAUUAUCGUGCACACUGCACCCAAGCAUUUCGAAAGACGAGCACGCCUGCGCAAAACCUGGGCGAACAACACCUAUUUUAAGGGCAUCAACUCUCGAGUCGUUUUUCUCCUGGGAAGUGUUCCCGACUGGAGAUUACAGCGGAAAAUCUACCUUGAAAGCAACCAAUUUGGUGACAUUGUGCAAGGCACUUUUCGAGAUCACUACAGAAACCUUACAUUGAAGGCAGUAAUGGGUUUGAGGUGGGUCACAGAAAAUUGCCCCCAAGCUGAUUACGUCAUUAAAACGGAUGAUGACGUCUUUGUCAAUAUUCCGCAGGUUAUGAAGUCAGUGUUUCCCAUUCUCUCCAAACAGAGCCGACAGAUCGUAUGCUCCGUGGAACCACACGCCUCUAUAUUCCGGGAAGGGGGUCCGGAAAAAAGUCUGGAGAAAUGGAUGAUGCCACAGGAGUAUUUCGAAUCACUAGAGAAGUAUCCGAUGCCAUUCUGCUACGGAUAUGUAACGUUUUAUACCACAACACUGGCCUCGGAGUUGUUUAAAAUGGCCAAAUCUACACCUUUUUAUCGUUUGGAUGAUGUAUACGUCUACGGAAUCCUGGCCAGUAAAGUUAGAGGUGUGACGUGGAGAGACGCUAGUGAGACUUAUUACAACAACGAGAAAGACACGAGAGCUACCCUGGACAACCAGUUUAGCAAACCGCUAAUCGCUGGCGUAGUCAACACAGAAGAGGACAUGAUGCGGCUGUUUCGACAGUCGACACAGUCAAGUUCAUUGAAUAACUUUUACAAAUAA
Messenger RNA from Liolophura sinensis, 1053 nucleotides. Its product is annotated as beta-1,3-galactosyltransferase 5-like. Gene Ontology annotation, molecular function: hexosyltransferase activity. The record is from RefSeq and is a predicted model, not a curated record. The transcript has a single exon. The coding region runs from base 1 to 1053 and encodes 350 amino acids. Gene Ontology annotation, cellular component: Golgi membrane. Lineage: Eukaryota; Metazoa; Mollusca; Polyplacophora; Chitonida; Chitonidae. Gene Ontology annotation, biological process: protein O-linked glycosylation.